UAGCCAAUGAGAAGCCGAUUAUUACGGCGGAGCCCGGAGAACAAUGCUGCUAGUGGUAUCUUUGAGCCAAUGAGGAGCCUUGGUGGCGGCUCGGAGCGCGCAACAGAGGACGCGCGGUCUCCAGACACACGUGACCCGAGUGCGGAGGCCGCCGGGCCCCGCCCCCUGGCCUGGAGGUAGCGCGAUGGGUCUCGCCGCCAAUGGCUUGCGGCACCUCUCGUCACGUGCAGUGUUUGCAGGCCCGGCGACUUCCGCAAGGUCACGUGACAGUUGACGUUAGCGCGUCAUUCCCUCCCCUCCACUCCCCCUCAGAAAAUACAGGGCUGCGCUUGCAGAACCGGGAAUUGGUUUCUCUCGGCGAGGAAUGGCGCGGCCCGGGCGGGGAUAGCCUGUCACGUGCUGCGGGACGGCCCGGGCGGGGCCGGCCACUGGCUGCGGGGGAGCUGGCCGCGCAGGCGUCCUGGGGACCCGGUAGCGGCGGCGGCUGCGGCGACGGGAGCCGGGUCCUCGGCCAGAGCGGGAGGCGGCGGCCAUGGCGGCAGAUGGAGAGCGAUCCCCGCUGCUCUCCGAGCCCGUAGAUGGUGGCGCCGGCGGUAACGGACUGGUGGGGCCGGGCGGCAGCGGGGCCGGGCCCGGGGGAGGCCUGACCCCUUCGGCACCUCCGUACGGAGCCGCGUUUCCCCCGUUUCCCGAGGGGCACCCAGCUGUCUUGCCUGGGGAGGAUCCACCCCCCUACUCACCCCUGACCAGCCCGGACAGUGGCAGCGCCCCCAUGAUCACCUGCCGAGUCUGCCAGUCGCUCAUCAACGUGGAAGGCAAGAUGCAUCAGCACGUAGUCAAAUGCGGUGUCUGCAACGAAGCCACGCCAAUCAAGAAUGCACCCCCUGGGAAAAAAUAUGUUCGAUGUCCUUGUAACUGUCUCCUUAUCUGCAAAGUGACCUCCCAGCGGAUUGCCUGCCCUCGUCCCUAUUGCAAAAGAAUCAUCAACCUGGGGCCUGUUCAUCCAGGACCUCUAAGUCCAGAACCACAACCUGUGGGUGUCAGGGUCAUCUGUGGACAUUGCAAAAAUACUUUCCUGUGGACAGAGUUCACAGACCGAACACUGGCUCGCUGCCCUCACUGCAGAAAAGUGUCAUCCAUUGGGCGCAGAUAUCCACGAAAGAGAUGCAUCUGCUGCUUCUUGCUUGGCUUCCUCUUGGCAAUCACUGCCACUGGCCUUGCUUUUGGCACAUGGAACCACGCACGGCAAUACGGAGGUAUCUACGCAGCCUGGGCAUUUGUCAUCCUGUUGGCUGUGCUGUGUUUGGGCCGGGCCCUCUAUUGGGCCUGUAUGAAGGUCAGCCACCCUGUUCAGAACUUCUCCUGAGUCCCACGAUGACCCACAGACUGUGCCUGGCCUCUCCCUGGUGGGGACAGUGACACUACAGAGGGAGCCAUGGUAAAAGGCUCCCUGGGCUUGUAACAGGAACCAAGCAGCUGCCUUCCUUUUCCCAGGGGAGAGGUAGGAAGGAACCAGGUCCUCACCUAGGCUUUGGAGGGGUAGAUAAGACCAUUGCUGGCCAUCUGCUUUCUUCCAAGGGUUGCUGUUUUAGGGUGAAGUAGGCAAAAUGUUGCCCCCACACCUGGUCCCAAGACGGUUCUAGCUGUGUCCUUCCCAUAUGCUCCCUGAGCCAUUCCUGUCCCUUACACAUUCCAGGGCAGGGUGGGGGUGGGUAGCCCUGGGGGUUUCUCUCCCUCUUGUGCACCACAGGACCUUGCUGCUGCUAUUGCACUUCACCGGGGCUGGCGGAUGGCGCUGGCCUCAGCACCCUCAGUUUCCUCUCCCCCAUUCUGUGUCCUGUGGGGAUGGGGUCAGCUGCUGCUCUGUACAGAACCACAGGACUGACAUGUAUAUAACUAUUUAAUGUGAGGGGCAUGUUCCCCAAGUCCUAUACUUCCCUUAAUUCCUCCUUCCAACCUUUACAGUUACAGCAUUUAACUGGACUGGAUACCAGGGCUGCUGUGUCUUGGGGGAGGUUAGGGACUCAUCCUGUGCUUGUAAAUAAAUCAGGUCAUGACUCUA
Messenger RNA from Erinaceus europaeus (western European hedgehog), 2062 nucleotides. It is a transcript of the gene PIP4P1, whose product is annotated as phosphatidylinositol-4,5-bisphosphate 4-phosphatase 1. The record is from RefSeq and is a predicted model, not a curated record. Lineage: Eukaryota; Metazoa; Chordata; Mammalia; Eulipotyphla; Erinaceidae. Gene Ontology annotation, cellular component: lysosomal membrane; plasma membrane; late endosome membrane. Bases 533 to 1366 code for a protein of 277 amino acids. The transcript is spliced from 7 exons. Gene Ontology annotation, molecular function: phosphatidylinositol-4,5-bisphosphate 4-phosphatase activity. Gene Ontology annotation, biological process: phosphatidylinositol dephosphorylation.